AUGGGAGGAAUAAGAACUGCUGGAGUUUCAAGGGGAGCUUUAUCCAGAGGAGAUCGUAGUGGACUGAUUCAAGUUAAGGGAGCGCCUUCUAAUGAUUCGGCAGUGACCCCUCAAGUUACUUGUGGGUACUGUGGUAAACCCAAUCACUCUGAGAAUGAUUGUUGGAGAAAGUCUGGGAAGUGUUUGGCUUGUGGUAGUACCGAGUACCAACUUGCGAACUGUCCAAGUAAAAUGAAGAUAGGAGGAAACAUUCAAAGGCCAAAAAGUCAAUCUCUAAACAGACCAGUGCUGGAGGAAGUCGACCUAAGGUGCCUGCUAGGGUUUAUGCAUUGGAUCAUCAACAGAUACCUGAUGCGACUGAGGUGGUUGAAGGUCGAUUUGAUAGGCUUAGCAAUUAAAGGGUAUGAUAUGAUCCUAGGAAUGGACUGGUUAACCCAUUACAAUGCCCAGUUGAACUGUAAGACAAAGAUAGUAGAAUUGUGCAUUCCGGGAGAGGCAACCUUGAAACUGGAUGUAAGGGGUAGAUUAACCUCAUCUGCACUUAUCUUAGGAAUCCGAGUUAGAAAAAUGUUAAGUAAGGGAGUUCAGGGAUAUAUGACUUUUCUAAUCAACACUCUUAGUGAUAAAGUGAGAUUGGAGGAUAUGCCUGUAGUGAAAGAGUUUCCAGAUGUUUUUUCUGAAGAGUUAGAGUCCUUACCCCCGGAAAGGGAAAUAACUUUUAAAAUUGAUGUGACUCCGGGAGUAGCAACUAUCUCUAGGACGCCAUAUCGGAUGGCUCCAGCCGAACUGAAGGAAUUGAAAUUGCAACUACAGGACUUGUUGGAACGGGGUUUUAUAAAAGAGAGUGAUUCACCGUGGAGAGCCCCGGUCCUGUUUGUUAAAAAGAAAGAUGAGAGUCUAAGAUUGUGUAUAGACUACUGA
This is a messenger RNA of Coffea eugenioides, 921 nucleotides long. RefSeq lists its product as uncharacterized. The coding region runs from base 1 to 921 and encodes 306 amino acids. Gene Ontology annotation, molecular function: nucleic acid binding; zinc ion binding. Lineage: Eukaryota; Viridiplantae; Streptophyta; Magnoliopsida; Gentianales; Rubiaceae. The record is from RefSeq and is a predicted model, not a curated record. The transcript has 2 exons.